This is a messenger RNA of Myxocyprinus asiaticus (Chinese sucker), 1703 nucleotides long. Its product is annotated as glutaredoxin domain-containing cysteine-rich protein 1-like. Gene Ontology annotation, biological process: sensory perception of sound. The coding region runs from base 1 to 939 and encodes 312 amino acids. The transcript has 4 exons. Lineage: Eukaryota; Metazoa; Chordata; Actinopteri; Cypriniformes; Catostomidae. The record is from RefSeq and is a predicted model, not a curated record.
AUGGAGGGGACACUGUUGACACCGGGGGAUGGAAAGAGGCAGAAGAGGGUGAGGUUCCGGGUGGCCUCAGGGAAUAGCGGGCGGGUUUUGAAAGAGAUGUUUAAGGAUGAAGGGCCAUCAGAUUCCCUGGAUUCAGACUGUACCAGCAGCUCAGAUGCAGACCGGGCCAGCACCCCAUCCACCACCAGCACUGAGGUUAAUGGCCUCCUGUGUGGAUAUUUGGCAUCGGAGCUGGACGACAGUGGAAGUGAACCUGACGAUCUGCUAAUGUUUGCAGGGGGGAGAGACAAGGACAGAGUGUUGAGUACCAAACGAGUGAAUAUUCUCAGUAAAAAUGGGACAGUUCGAGGAGUCAAGCAUAAAGUCAGUGCUGGCCAAAUUCUCUUUGAUAACCUGACUAAAAACAAUGGGGUAAAACUGACUCUAGAAUUUGGGCGAAUUGUAAUCUACACCACCAGUUUUCGAGUGGUCAGGACUACAUUCGAGCGAUGUGAGCUAGUCCGAAAGAUCUUUCAGAACCACAGUGUGAAGUUCAUGGAGAAGAACAUUGCCUUGGAUAGUGAGUAUGGGAAGGAACUAGAAACACGCUGUAAACGAGUGGGUGAACCUCCCUCACUCCCUAUGGUAUUCAUCGAUGGACACUACCUAGGGGGUGCAGAGAAAAUACUUGAAAUGAAUGAGUUAGGGGAGCUUCAGGACCUCCUAACCAAAAUUGAGAGAGUACAGCACCCUGACACUUGCCAGACGUGUGGGGGAUUCGCCUUUGUCCCGUGCCCUAUGUGCCAUGGCAGCAAAAUGUCUGUGUUCCGCAACUGCUUCACCGACUCCUUCAAAGCCCUGAAGUGCACAGCAUGCAACGAGAACGGUCUUCAGCCCUGCUCCAGCUGUUCUCACUUGGGUCCUCUUCAAGUGCCUGCCACCUCCUCCCAGCAUCUCUAAACCCAGAAGCCAUGUAAAGAACUACAGAGAUGUGGAUAAACUGUUUUUUUUUUUUUUUUUUUUUUAUAUUAACGAAAAUUGUAUGAGUCCACAGAUGUAGUUUGUAACAUAUUUGUAAUUUGAUGAUGGUUAUUUAUUACAGCAUAGGCUUUUUGACAAAUGCCAACAGAUGCCACAGUUAAAUAACUGGCAACAUUACCUAUUCCAACAGCAUGGAUAGUGUCUGUCACUGUAAAUAAAUAUAGCAAUUAAGGAAAUAAACUACUGUCACAGGCUCAGAGAGGGAUCAUAUUUCCAAGCUUCCCAGCAUGAGCCCAAAUUCAAAGCAUUACCUGAUAAACAUCACAGUGGGUUGUGCUGUUUCCUACUGAGGUGAUUCAAUUGAUUGUACAAAAACAAAAACAAAACAAAAAAACAAGGGACCACAGAAUAAGCCACAAAUGACACAUUUCAUUAUUUGCCUGUCGAUCACGGAUUUCUCACUAUGUUUGCAUUAAAUUAUCAUUUAAUUAUUACCUGACAUUGAAAGAACAUGACCUAAUGUCUGUAUGCAUCUGUAAUUGGCAAUUUACCACCAAUUUCACUCUGACCUUAUGUAGGGUUUAUUAAAACAUACACAAAUAGAUUACAUUUAAAAAAGAAUUAAAGAGAGACAACGAUACCACAACAGUGCAUCUCAAUGAUAUCCUAUACAGAAUAAUCACUGAUUGUGAUACUUGAGGUUGUCAGAAAUCCUUCGUUUUGGUCUGGAAGUGUCUCUGUGC